This is a messenger RNA of Zerene cesonia (dogface butterfly), 8216 nucleotides long. It is a transcript of the gene Mhcl, whose product is annotated as unconventional myosin-XVIIIa. The transcript has 38 exons. Gene Ontology annotation, molecular function: protein binding; cytoskeletal motor activity; ATP binding. The record is from RefSeq and is a predicted model, not a curated record. Lineage: Eukaryota; Metazoa; Arthropoda; Insecta; Lepidoptera; Pieridae. Bases 337 to 6831 code for a protein of 2164 amino acids. Gene Ontology annotation, cellular component: myosin complex.
UACAUUAGUUUAUUCGGUGCAAGUUAAAGUUGAAUACGUUUUGGCAACGCCUUCGUUUGUAACGCGAUUUACAUCUGUCAAAGCGAUCCUUAGCUUAUUUGAUCGCGACUGGAAUCAAGUUUUCGUUGUAUACCUUCAUAGUUUCUGUGAAUUCUGUGUAAUGCAUUAUUCGGUCAUAUUGCGGAUGUGUUCUAAUAUUUGUUUUUUAUGUGAAGUGAUUAUAAUACGUGUAUAAUGACUAGAUUUUGUGGUAUUCUUGUGUGCUGUUGGUUGUAGGCCUCUUGAGGAUUUUCUACACCCUUUUGUGACUUAUAAAUAGCACUAGUACAUUCCAGCAUGUUCAACUUCAUAAAAAAGUCGACUGUUCUAACGAGCGGCGACUCCGGUAACUAUGAGGAGAGGGAUGGUGAGAAAGAGAGAAGGAAACGGGAGAAAAAGGAAAGGAAAGAGCGGGAGAAACGGGAACGGAUAGCGGCUGGUCUUGAAGAACCCUUACGAUUGGAGGAGGUUCGACGAUCGCUCAAGCUUCGGGGUCGGCGUAAAGAAAAAGAGAAACUUCCGUCAGGCAUUACAGCUGACUAUACAGCAUCGCUAUUUGCUCACCUUGAACAAGAUUCGAAUUAUUCUAAUUAUCCGGUUAUAAACACUUCAGGUUCGAACUCCAACCUUAGUGACGAAAAUAAUCAUUUGUCACCAGGAUACCCUGCUACACAUACCUGGAAUAAAAAAGAUGGCAUCUUACAAUCUGAUAGUUCAGAAACCUCACUGAAUUCUUUAAACAAUCCCAACAAUGCUAAUAGCAAUAGUCCUCGACAAGCACCUAAUCUACCUCCCAUUCCACCGCGCCCACCAAAGCGAGGCAUACUCAAAGGUCCACGAUUAAGUAACACGAGCUCUAAUUCCCAAGAAAGUAAUAUCCCCAAUUCAGACACCGUCGAUUAUAUCAACGGCCAAGACUCGAAUGUUCUGGCGCGUAACACUCAGCAAAAUGAAGUUAUCUCUUAUGGUAUCCCACCGUCAAAGAGCACAUCGUCUAGUGAUGAUAUGCAACAAGUACAGAAUUUUACCAAAAAAGUUAUACAUAGUCCUGUAGAAAAUCAAUAUAAGAAUUAUAAAAAUAACGCGAAUCCAUCAAUAAACAGGCAGGACAUGGACGAAGCGCCAAGAACGAACGGCAACAGCUCCCUUGGUGUGACUUCUACCUCACCAAGUGCGGAUUCUCUAACGGACACUACAACAAAUUCUUCUUUUGCCACUCCUCCGUUUUCCACUUCGCCCGUUGGAGAAUCGCAGGGCUUUCACCGCUGGUCAAGGACAAAUACUUUUGAAGAUAUCUAUUUGCCGCUACCCGCAUUAACACCAUUACAACUUCCUAAACCAAGAGUUCUAACAAUACAGCGGCAGAAGGCUCCGAGAAAUGAUUUUGGUUUUAGUCUGCGCAGAGCAAUGAUCCAGGAACGGGUGUUCAUUGGAGAUAUGAGGGAAUUGUUGAGUAUCGAAGAAAAUUCGAUGGUCAAUGGUGAUAGUAAAUGCAAUGGCAAUAAUAUCAUGGUUAGCAAACUGACCUAUAAAGCUGUUAUACUUGCUGAACCUGGGUCUUACCCAGGAGCCAGUGAGACGGGAUUAUUGCCAGGAGAUAGACUUAUUGAAGUCAAUGGGGUGAAUGUCGAAGGGAAAAGUCGGGAAGAAGUUAUCGAUCUCAUUAAGAGCAGUCAAGAAUCUGUGACUGUAAAGGUGCAACCUAUAGCGGAAUUAUGCGAGCUAUCACGCAGGAGGGCGGCCGAUGGUGGAGUGGAGGUCGAACUGUCUGACAGCAAUGUGAGGGGAGGGACCCUCAGCAGGUCCGGCAGUCGGAGGUUUACGAGCACUCAAGCUAAAUCAGAAGAACAACUAGCUUGCGAAAAACAAUGGCUGCAAGCGGGCCACAUGUGGCUAGCGCACCGCGGAGGGUUCACGGCGGUGAUGCGCGAAGGCGAAGCGGACGCGGGACGCGUCAAGGUGCGCGUCAUACAGACGGGCGAGGUCAUAACUGUGGAUGAGGAUGAUUUGGAAAAGGCGAACCCGCCGCAACUAGAGCGCGCGGAGGACAUCGCGUCGCUCCGCUGCCUGAACGAGUGCGGCGCGCUGCACGUGCUGCGGUCGCGCGCGGCGGCCGGCCUGCACCACGCGCGCGCCGGCCACGCGCUGCUCGUCAUGGGGCCGCCCAGACGGACCACGCCCGUCUAUACUGAGAAGGUCGCGGCGAUGUUCCGCGGCUGUCGGAUGGACGACAUGCCGCCGCACGUGUUCGCAGCGGCGCAGUCGGCUCACCGGUGCAUGCUGGCGUCCAGGAAAGAUCGCGCUAUCGUUUUUCUUGGGAGAUCCGGCUCGGGCAAAACAUCGGCGAUGAGACACUGCGUUUGGUAUCUCGCGAGCGCGUACCCCGCGCAGGGAUCCAAACUCACCCCGGAGAGGCUCGAAGCUGCUCUCGACGUCCUUCAUAUAUUUGGUUCUAGUCGAACUGGGUCCAACACUCACGCAACACGUUUCGUGUCGCUAACGUCACUGGACUUCGACGGCGGCGGCGCCUUGGUGUCCGCCUCCGUGCAGACACUGCUGCCGGACCUCAGACCAGACCAGUCGCAUUUAAGGGCAUUGCAAAUUCUUUUCCACGGCUGCGACGGCCGCCUCCGCCGCGAGCUGCUGCUCGACCAGGCGCCCGUGAACGCGCCCAACCCGUACAUCAGCUCCAGCGAUAAGGCCGAAGCUCCGAGCGAAUUUGCCGCCCUGAAGGAGGCCCUCCAGGUCAUCGGGGUGACUGAGCAGGAGCAGAUGGCCGUGUGGAAGAUAUUGGCUGCCGUAUGCCAUUUGGGAUGGGCUGGGGUUGUGAGAGCGAACGCGGGCGCGGCGCUGCGGCAGCAGUUCGCGAGCUCGGGCUGCGCGGCGCGCGCCGCCCGCCUGCUCGCCGUCGGCGCCGACGAGCUCGCGCGCGCCGCCUUCGCGCCGCCCGCCGACGCGCCGCGAACUCCAUCGCCGUCAAACGAACGAGAGUCGCCGGGCGUAGAUUCAUUAGACGCAUUCGUGACCGGCCUGUACAAUGAAACAUUCAACAUCGUUGCUGCAUUGGUUAAUAGGAGUAUAUCUACAUCGUCACGAACAUCAGCGUCCAUUUUGUUAUUAGACACGCCCGGAGCCGACAACCCGCUCUGUGCGGGACAACAGAGCGGAGCACCGCUAUCCAAGCUCCUUUCGAACUAUCUACAGGAAAGACUUCAAGGAGUAUUUCAUGAGGCAAUGCUAGUUGCGCCUCGAGAGCGAUAUGCCCAAGAGGGAAUCACCCUAGAUGAUGGAUCGGAAGAAGAUUGGUUAUCAGAAACCGUUAAUCCAGGACCUAUGAUAGACUUGCUCGACAAAGCGCCACAAAACUCGAUAGUGCGAAGCUCGCAAGCGGAUUUACGUGAUUGCGACCGACGCGGCCUGCUUUGGUUGCUGGACGAGGAGUCGAUGUACCCGGGCUCGUCGGACGACACGUUCCUGGAGCGCGCGAUGACGCACUACGGCGCGCCGCACCACACGCAGCACCUCAUCAAGAAGGCGCCGCACGCCCGCCAGUUCAGCUUGCAGCACUUGCAGGGUACCAAUCCAGUAUUAUAUGACGUCACUGGCUGGGUAAAGGCCAGCCGCGAGAAUCCUGUCACCAAGAAGGCGUACGCUUUACUGCAAGAAAGUCAAAACGAGGACAUAGCGCGCGUGUGGGCGUGGGCGCGCGGCGCGAGCGGCGCGGGCGGCUGCGGCUGGUCGGCGCUGGGCGACGCGGCCACGCUGCGCCGCGCCUCCUCCAUACGCCGCACGCUCACCUCGGGCACGGCGGGCAUGAAGCGCCGCUCGACGGCGCUGCAGGCGAAGUUCGUGGCGGACGGCGUGGUGGACACGCUGCGGCGCUGCGGCGCGGCCGGCGCGCACUUCGUGUGCUGCCUGCUCGCGCGCCAGCCCGCCGCCGCCGCCGCCGCCGGCGCCGCGCCCGCGCCCGACGCGCCCGACGCGCCCGACGACAUCAACGUGCCGCUGCUGCGCUCCCAGUUUCGCGGCUUCCAGUUGCUCGAGGCAGCGAGGUUGUAUAAACAGGGAUUCCCUGAACACAUGCCCCUUUCGGAGUUUGCGAGGAGGUAUCGACUUCUGGCUAUAUCCGAAAGCGAAACACCAGAAAGCGCAACUCUAUCAGACAGACAGAUUGUUGACGAUAUGCUGCUCACCCUGGACCUAGACGUCACCAGCUAUAGACUUGGUCUUACGCAGAUCAUGUUCCGUGGCGGCGUGGUGGGCGAGCUGGACGCGCGACGCGACGCAGCGCUGGCCCGCGUGCUCGUGCGCCUGCAGGCGCGCGCACGCGGUCUGCUCGCGCGCCGCCGGGCGCAGAAGCUGCGCACGCAGCAUACGGCCGCUAGAUGCGUCCAACGCAACGUGCGCGCGUUCCUGGCGGUCCGCGAUUGGCCGUGGUGGCGCCUGCUCGUGCGCGUCACGCCGCUGCUCGCCGUGCACCGCACGGAGCACCGCCUGAAGCAAGCGCAGGAGGAACUUGACACACUUCGCUCGAAAUUGGAGAAGGUGGAAAAUGAGCGGACCCACUACAAGAAUGAAUCUGAAAGACUUGAAACCAAACUAUCCGAGGUGGGUGGCGAGUUGGCCGAGGAGCGCGCCGCGGCGGCGCUGGCCACUGAGCGAGCUGAUGCUGAAGCGGCCGAGCGCCUGCGCAUCGAGAGGGACAAUAGGGAACUGCUUGCUAACAACCAGAGGUUGCAGCAGGCGUCCGAGCGGCUGGAGCUGGAGCUGCUGCACUGGCGCUCGGCGGACGGCGGCGGCGCCGAGCCGUCCGACUCGGAGGGCUCGGAGGCGGAGGGCGCCGGCGACAAGUACAAGCGGCGCUGGGAGCGCGCGCACCGCGAGCUGCAGCUGCUGCGCGCGCAGCUGCGCCGCCAGCACGAGGACGACCUCGAGCAGCUCGUCACCGUCAAGAAGCAGCUCGAGAAGAAGGUUCAAGAUGCGUAUGAAGAAGUCGAGGAGCAGAGAGCGGUUGCCGCGCAAUGGAAACGCAAACUGCAAAAAUUGACCAACGAUAUGGCCGACCUACGGUCAUUACUAGACGAACAGACGUGCCGCAACAACUUGCUGGAGAAGCGGCAGCGCAAGUACGACGCGGAGGUGCAGAGCUCGCAGGAGGAGCUGAAGCGCGAGCGCGCCGCCCGCGAGCGGCUCGCGCGCGAGCGCGACCAGGCGCACGCCGAGAAGUACGCGCUCGAGCAGAGCCUCUCUGAAGCUCGGCUGGAGGUCGAGCUGAAGGAGGAGCGUCUGGCGGCGGCGGCGCGCGAGCUGGAGGAGCGCGGCGGCGGCGGCGACGAGCUCAGCGCGCUGCGCCGCGCCAAGGCCGAGCUGGAGCGCCGCGUGCGCGACCAGGAGGAGGAGCUGGACGAGCUCGCCGGCCAGAUACAGUUGCUGGAGAGUUCAAAGCUUCGAGUGGAAAUGCUACUGGAGCAGCAGCGCAAGGAAGCCCGCCUCGAGGCGGCCGCGCGGGACGACGAGAUGGAGGAGACUAGAGCCAACGCCGCUAAGAAACUUAAGAUACUAGAGAGCCAGCUGGAGAGCGAGCACUCGGAGCGCAGCCUGCUGCUGCGCGAGCGGCACGAGCUGGAGCGGCGCCUGGCCGCGCUCGAGGAGACCGCGCGCGCCGAGACGCAGGAGCAGCUGCAGCUCGUGCACCGGCUCAAGAGAGAUUUGAAACGAUACCGCGCACUGUUACGAGACGCUCAGACGAUGUUGGAACAAAAGGAGAAGGAAGGUGGUGGCAAAGCCCAAAUUCGACAGUUGAAAAAUCAGGUGGAAGACCUAGAGCUGGCCCUGCGUGCUGCGAACAAAGCGCGUUCGACCGCUGAAGCAGAAGCUUCUGAAGCAGCUGCAGCGCUUGAAGAAGCGAAUCGGGCUAGAAAUGAAGCGGCCGAGCGAGCGCUCUCCGCUGGCAGGGAUGCCGCUGCUGCACGGGCGCAGUUGGAUGACGCGGAAGAAGAGGCUGCUGAGCUGCUGAAGAAGUACCGCGCGAGCACGAGCGCGCUGUGCGCGGCGCAGGCGGAGGCGCGCGAGGCGGAGGCGAAGGCGGAGGCGGCGGGCGAGGACGCGCGCGCCGCCCGCGAGCGCGCCGCCGAGCUGGCCGCGCGCCUCGCCGCCGCCGAGGCGGGCCACGAGCACGGCCAGCUCGAGGCCGAGCGCCGCCUCGAGCUCAGGAACAAGGAGCUGGAGUCGAGCCUGGAGCUGGAGGCGACGUCGCGCGCGCGCGUGGAGGCGCAGGCGGCGCGGCUGCGCGACGCGCACGAGCAGCUCGCGCACGAGCUGGCGCAGGCGCGCGCGCGCGACGCCGCCGCCGCCGACGAGCUGCGCAAGCUCGCGCGGCAGCUGCGAGAACUCAAAGAAGAAAACACAUCGCUGAACGCCAAGCUGAGCGAGGCGCUGCGGCUCAAGAGCGCCGCGGAGUCAGCGGCCCAAGCGGCUGCAGCGGAAGCGGCCGCCGCGCGCGACGAGGCGAGGCUGGCCGCGCGCCGCGCCACAGCGCUGCAGGAGGCGAUAGCCGGCGACCUGUCCAGCCCGGGUGACUCUAGGGACACUGACAGUGAAAACGACAGCUACAGCUCGGAUGAGUCGAUCGGCACGUUCCUGGCCAACCACAAGCUGAGCCCCUCCGCGCCCUCUCGCACCAGCCUGCAUCAGGACUCGCACAAGUCCAACAGCCCCGAGGGCCGGCACAGCCGCUCGAGCGUCGGCUCCGGCUCGAAGCCGCUCAGCCCCACGAAGGAGUCGUUCGCAUAACAGCCGCCCGCCGCGGGCGCCGGCCUGCUCGGCGCGCUGCCCGCGCUCUGCGCCGUGUUCUGCCGCCAGCGCGCCGCCGCGCACGUCGUCAUCGAGUAGACGAGCCAUGGACGCAGUGACGAGCCGCCAUCUUGUCGUGUACGUCACUUUGACAGCACCGCCAUUUUGAAUUGUGACUUUUUAAUUUCGGUAGUUAUUUGACAACACAUGCAUUAUUAUUACGAAAUGGAUAUGCUAAUUGACAAGUUUCUAAUUACUGUAAUUGAAAAUGUGUGUGAAUUAUUCCCUUUUACCGAUGAUGACGGUCGGUCUAAUACUACUGUAAGUCAUUAAAAUUAUAUUUAAAACGUAUUUUAGUGCAAUAUGGCGUGCAAAGCUAAUUUAUUGUCUAUGGUGUCAAGUGGAUGUUUGGACUGAGUAUACGUGAUUUAUUGUGAGUAGAUAUGUGACGUGCUUGGAAUCGUUAUACAAUAACACCAAUUUGACUAUAAUAUACUAUAAUCGACUACUAAAACUAUCAAAUUCUUAUUAACAGCAAUAAAUACAACUAAUAGAGUUUAUAAGCUGAGCAUUUGUUAUCAAAAACGUAUUAGGUGUGGUAUUAUUACACUGCUCAAUCAUUUAUACAUUGCUAUACAUUUGUGAGGCUAUACAUUUUUGACUUUUCUAGAUUUUGAUAUACAUCAUAAUAUAUCCAUUUUUAACUUAGUAAAACGGCACUAGUCUUCGCCAAGUUAUUAGCAUCGCUGAUUUGUUUACAUAAAUUGCAUGCAUUCCAAAUAGAUCAUACUUAUAUUAAACUUGGCUUGACUUUACCAUGAAACAACAAGGCUUGGACAUUAUUUAUUUAGCUGGUAAUUUUAUUAGGAAAUUGUUUAUGUGAUUAGAUGUUGAGCUGACUUCAGCCAAUCAGUAUUUAGAUGAAAUAGAGACGGGAUUAUCACUGUAAUAUUAGGUUGAUUGUUAUUUAGUUAGCUAACAUGUAAAUAAUUAGAUUGCGUAUACAUUAUUAUUAUUAUUUAAUUUGUAAUAUUCGUGUGAUCAGACUGUUAUUGUAUGAUUUUGUUACACUGUAAGUUGUUGCUUUAUAAACGAUCAAACAUAUCUGUUAGGUACCUAAUAUAUCGAAUUCCUUAUUGACUGGUUUUUGUUUUAUUUAAUUUUAUUAGCGAUCUGUAAUCGUAAUGUAUUUCUCAAUGUUUUAUGAAUAUACAUAAUAUAAUUAUAAAAUCUUCUAAAUAUUCAUAAUGUACCCUAGAUAUGUGUCUAUAACCAUUGUCUUCUUUAUAUCUAUGUGUAUUGUACGAUAAUGUGAUGAAAUGUUACUGCGUUCAAUAUUGGUUGUAAAUGAAAUUAUUUAAUAAAGUAACUCAUGGAAAUAUAAA